CAAUGCAAAAGCUCUGUCCGAUAUUUCAUCUCCCUCGUAAAUUCUCAAUAGGCUGAUUGACAACAAAAGGCACUUGUAUUUUGAUGAGUAUUGUUGUUUUAGAUGUUUCUUUAUAAAUAAGUGUUCUGUGCGAAACGGCUGUAAUCGUGAUUUACAUCGUGGAGGAAAAAAUAUGAAGAGAAGAAAUGCCGAAACUGGCAAGAUGCGGCGCCCCCUAAAGCGCACAAAAAUCACUGAAGGAAUGUACGGAAACUCCAUGCUUUACCUGAAGUUCGUCAUGCUCUGGGCGACUGUAGUGAUGGCAGAUUACAUGCUGGAAUUCAGGUUUGAGUUCCUCUGGCCGUUCUGGAUGCUGCUGAGAUCUGUAUAUGACUCGUACAAAUAUCAAGGACUUGCGUUCUCAUUAUUCUUCAUUUUCAUCGCGCUGAUGUCCGACAUAAUCUGCUUCUUCUUCAUACCGCUGCAGUAUAUAUUUUUCGCCGCGAGCACAUAUGUGUGGGUGCAGUAUGUCUGGUAUACAUUCGCCGACAAAGGCGUGUGCCUGCCCACGGCGGCGAUAUGCUGCCUGGUGGUGUACGUGGAGGGCGCGCUGCGCGGCUCGCGCGGCUCGCUGGCGCUGUGCCGGCCGCUGGCGGCGCACUGCGUGGGCUUCCCCGCCGCGUCGCUGGGGCUCGGCGCGCGCUCGUACGCGGCGCUGCGCCUGCGCCUGCGCCGGCAGCGCCGCGUGCGCGCCGAGAACGAGUUCUACUUCCAGCUCAUGCGGGACGCGAUACCCGAGAGCGCUUUAGAACAGAACCAGCCUCGCAAAGACGAGAAACCGUCGGAGCACGCGGAGGGCGCGGCCGACACGCGACACGUCAACGGGCACGUGCGGAAGAAAUGUCGCGACCACAACGGGGACGCCACCACUAAGUUACAGUUAGAAAAGUUAGAAAAGCCGGUGUCUCAGCCGCACAAGAGCUCGAUGAACGGUCACGCGCUCAGCAACGGCAGCGCCACCGCCGUGGUGGACGACGCCGACAGGCACGACCACGGGAAAGGUGGUGCCAAAAAUUCAAAGUGUGAUAAGAAGGAGGCUAGUACGUUAAGAGAAGAAAAGAGACGCAGUAAAAACAAGGACAAAGAUAAGGAGAACGAUAGUCAUAAGAGUACAGAACAAACAAAAGAACAAAUAGUUAAAGAUGUAGAAAUUACAAAAGAAAGUGUAAAAAGUAAGGAGUGUAACGGUUACAAAGAGGACAAGAGAGAGAAGGAGAGAGAAACGAGGGAGAGGGAGAGAGAACGCGAGCGGGAACGGGAACAGCGUGAAAUCCGCGAAUGCUCCGAGGAGCUGAAGCGCUUGAAAGCGGAGCUGGCGAGCGCUGUGCGCGGCGAGGGAGAAGCGCGGCGCGCGCUGGCCAGCGCGGCGGCGGCGGAGCGCGCGCGCCGCGCCGACCACGCGCACCUCAAGCAGGCCUACGCGGCGCUGCAGCACAAGAUGACAGUAUGGCGCGCGGCGGAGCGCCGGCGGCCCGACACGCAGAUACUGCGGCACACGAGGCACAGCGGUGAAUGCGACAACGAGUGGUGUAGAAGCCGUCGUUCCGGUCUCGAGAAUGAGACCUCCACUCUCCGCAGGGAGCUGGCCAGAGCGAGAGACUCCGCCAUGCGGCUGCAGAGAGAACUAGAGCAGAUGCGGUCGGAGGCGCUGGGCGAGGAGGCGCCCCCGCGGCUGUGGCAGGCGCUGACGGAGCGCUCGCAGCAGCUGGAGCAGUCUCUGUCCGACGAGACGCGCGUCAAGCUGGACCUGCUGUCCGCCCUGGGGGACGCCAAGCGGCAGAUACACAUACAGGAAGGCGUAAUAGCGCACAAAGACAAAGAGAUCUCGGAACUGAAGGCGCAGUUGCUCGCGUUGCUGCCGAGCGAGGCGCUGCGCUCGCCGCUCGACCCCAACGCCAGCGUCUACACUCCCGCGCAGCUCUGCUCCGACGCGUGAGAGGCACUACUACAGUAGUAGUGGUACUACUGCCGCCACUACCACACCACUCCGAAUUGGGCUACUACAGUCAACCGACGGUUGAACGUUCGUAUAAAGUUUGUUUACUCGCCCGGGAAACUAUUGCUACAGCAAAAUAAACUUUACCGCCAACAGUGAUCACGUGUGUUUUUGCCUAAAUUUGUUGUGUCAAUAAAGUCAACAAUGCGUUAAUUAUCACUACUUACACAGGACAAAUUUAAUACUGUUUAUACCAGGGAUAGUGAAUUGGAUGUGUUUAUGACUAAAGUUGAUUUGGCCGCUCACUCAUAUAAUUACUGCUGUCUGCAUCGACGGGUGAGCUACUACUACUAAUUUACAACAACUACUACUUUUUAACAACAUAAUGUAAUUAUGUUCAUAUUUCACCGUUGUAAUCGACACACAAUUUUUUUUUACUCUAGUUACAAAUACAUCCGAAUAACUGUAUCUCUGAUUUUUACGAUAGGAUAUCAAAGGUUGGUCAGGACUAUUUUGAUAACUAAAGAAAUGAAUACGUUUAUUUGGUAUAGCUUGACAAGAAAAAUAAUAUACCUCGCCAUAUUGCGGAUAAAAAAGUGAAUUAAAAUGUUAAGCCGGCAACAAUAAGCAUAACUCACACAGUCUUGUUUAUGGCUACUUUUAUGACUGUACAUAUUCUGUAACAGGUCUCUUUAUAUUUGCCUAUGGUGCACUAUUGUCAAAUAACAUGACUUUCACUCAAUUUCGACAUAACUAUUUGUUGUUGCUAUUUAAAACGCAGAACUAGCGCCCCCGUUGACAUAUCUGCUAUAUUUCUGAUUUACAUGAAUUCACAUACAUUUUGAACUAUUGUUUCUCGUAUAAUAACAAUGUUUAUUUUAAUUUUAUUAUGAGAAAUGUCUGUUGUUUUCACGUAUUCUGUCGGUUAGAUAUAAACAAUUUACAAAUAACAUGAAUAAAACACCUGUUGUGUUUCACAACUAAUUAAUACCUAAAAGUACAAUUUAUAUUUGCUUAACUAAAAGUUUAAAGGAUGUUCGCGUAAUAUUAAUUCCUAAUAGUCGGAUAUUGAUCAGAAUAAGGUACAAAUAUUUUAAUGAUGGGUAUUGAAAACAAGAGUGAAUCACUUUUGUUGUAACAAAUAAAAGAACGAUCGCGAGGGUCAAGAUGUUCAAAAAUUUUUUUUAAAUAACACAUUUUCAAAUAUUUGUACUUAAUUUGUAAACACUUUAUAACCGCAUGCGACAACUGAAUAUUGUUAUUAAAAAUCUAGUGUUUCUACAUAAUUUGGUUAAUUUUCGUUCGUUCUACGUUUCGUUUAUACGACAUGAUUAAUUCAGUAUAAAAAAAAUGCCACCUCUAAUUUUACGGCUACAGGUUUUUGUAUGGGCCCUUAUUGAUCUCAUUCGUUAAUUUUUUUACGGUUCAGAAUGUCUAAGGGCCGUUUUGUUUGUAAUUUAUGUGUUAUUUUAAUAGUACAUUUUGCGCUUCCUUAUGUCGUACGGUAUCGUAAUUUUCAAAUGAUUGAAUAAGUAAGAUAUGAUUUGUAAGUAAUAUAACGUGUGUCUACUUAGACGUACGUUUCAAAAUUUCAUUUUCAAAUGAUAAUUAUGACAUUUACCAAUUAUCGGUUUGUGAGUAUUGAAACAAUAAUCUAAUUAAAUUCAUUAAUAAGAACAAUGUUUAUUAGUUGUACGCGUCUUAAGUGUGAUAGUAGCGACAUCUAUGCGUUUUAAAGUCCAUACAAAUAUCUGUAGAAUUAAGACCGAUCAAAAUAUUGUUAGUUUUGUAAUUGUGUACGCAAAAAAUAGAGCUUUAUUUUUUUUUAAUUUCGUCUUAACACAUAGUACCUGUUUGGAAACGAUAGAAUUGGCAAUUGUAAUCAGGCUAUUUCAAUCAUAUAGAAAUGUAACAAAUCUGCAAAAACACUCACGUAAGCUUCAGAUGGAAAUAAUUAAGUGAUGUAAAGAAAAAAACGUCAUUCGUUCGAGAAAAUUUUUUAACAUUGGAAUAUGUUCUGAGUAUUUUCGAGGUUGGUUAUAUUUCUUAGUUCAAUGCGACAGUUAUUCAUUCUUUCAAUUGUUAUAUUCGUCACAUAUUUUGUAUGCUAAUUGCUUGCUACUCUUAUUCGACGCAGAUACUAUUUUUAUUAUUUACACAUAGAAAUUGGAAUCUUGUAUCUUAUCUAUAAAGUUGAAAUUUCUUUUAAUGAAAUUAAUUUACCGUUAUAAAGUCAGCCUCUCCCAUUACCGGGCCACUGACUUCAAUGUAAUAUACCUAUGUACUAAAUACAUGAAACGAAGCAAUAUAUGAAUGAUUGAUAUUUGUUGAAAAGUCAUCAUAUGCAUUUUAAGCAAGUUUUGGAAUUCUGCCAUAAGGAGCAUAACAUAAAGUUAAUAUUUCAAUAGCAAUAUUUUAACAUUUGAAAUUUUAGCUUUAUUUAUGUUUGUGGCAAUUGGAAUUUCAUUUCAUAGUUAGCGUCAAAUUGCGAAAAUGUAUGCAAACAAUGCUUCUUACAAAAAUAGGAUCCUCAUAUUUUUAUAUAUAUAUCCCGAUAACACAGAUAUUUUUUCACUAAAAAAUAGAGCUAAUGAUCUCUUAACGCAUAAUGUGUGAGGUGGUGAUGUUAAGUCUUGUGUUCUUUGAAUUUUUGUGAUAAAUUGUACAAAUAAAAGAUCUGAAUCGAGUCUUCUCAUUUGUAAAUUGUAGUUUAUUGACGUUUUUAGUGGAAUUUUGUGCGUGAAAAUGUCGCGGCGCCUGUUUCUCGUUAAAUUGUUAUACUAAUAAUAAGGUUCAGGGGGCUAUUCAUGAUCGCUAACAAUGUGGGUUUUUUUCUGUCGUUUUCUAUAUUAUUGGUUAAUCUCAAAGUUAGAGAAAGAUAAGGCAUAUCAGACAUGUCAAAAUUGUGAAUACGCCCUCAAACCAAAAAAAAAAAAAACAACAAAUACGGUAUAGUGACUUAAUUGUGUUUUCGACAUGCAAAUAA
Molecule: messenger RNA, 4961 nt
Organism: Amyelois transitella
Lineage: Eukaryota; Metazoa; Arthropoda; Insecta; Lepidoptera; Pyralidae
Product: macoilin
Exons: 13
Coding region: 173-1975 (600 amino acids)
Biological process (GO): neuronal signal transduction
Cellular component (GO): rough endoplasmic reticulum membrane
Source: RefSeq, a predicted model, not a curated record